Oncorhynchus masou masou (cherry salmon) is the source of this 2499-nucleotide messenger RNA. RefSeq names its product hornerin-like. The coding region runs from base 1 to 2208 and encodes 735 amino acids. Lineage: Eukaryota; Metazoa; Chordata; Actinopteri; Salmoniformes; Salmonidae. The record is from RefSeq and is a predicted model, not a curated record. The transcript is spliced from 3 exons.
AUGUCAGGAUCAGGUUACUGUCAGGAUCAGGUCAGGUUACUGUCAGGGUCGGGUCAGGUUACUGUCAGGGUCGGGUCAGGUUACUGUCAGGGUCGGGUCAGGUUACUGUCAGGAUCAGGGUCAGGUUACUGUCAGGAUCAGGUCAGGUUACUGUCAGGAUCAGGGUCAGGUUACUGUCAGGAUCAGGUCAGGUUACUGUCAGGAUCAGGUCAGGUUACUGUCAGGAUCAGGUCAGGUUACUGUCAGGAUCAGGUCAGGUUACUGUCAGGGUCAGGUUACUGUCAGGAUCAGGUCAGGUUACUGUCAGGAUCAGGUCAGGUUACUGUCAGGAUCAGGUCAGGUUACUGUCAGGAUCAGGUCAGGUUACUGUCAGGGUCAGGUUACUGUCAGGGUCAGGUCAGGUUACUGUCAGGAUCAGGUCAGGUUACUGUCAGGGUCAGGUCAGGUUACUGUCAGGAUCAGGUCAGGUUACUGUCAGGAUCAGGUCAGGUUACUGUCAGGAUCAGGUCAGGUUACUGUCAGGAUCAGGUCAGGUUACUGUCAGGAUCAGGUCAGGUUACUGUCAGGAUCAGGUCAGGUUACUGUCAGGAUCAGGUUAGGUUACUGUCAGGAUCAGGUCAGGUUACUGUCAGGGUCAGGUUACUGUCAGGAUCAGGUCAGGUUACUGUCAGGAUCAGGUCAGGUUACUGUCAGGGUCAGGUUACUGUCAGGAUCAGGUCAGGUUACUGUCAGGAUCAGGUCAGGUUACUGUCAGGAUCAGGUCAGGUUACUGUCAGGAUCAGGUCAGGUUACUGUCAGGAUCAGGUCAGGUUACUGUCAGGAUCAGGUCAGGUUACUGUCAGGAUCAGGUCAGGUUACUGUCAGGAUCAGGUCAGGUUACUGUCAGGAUCAGGGUCAGGUUACUGUCAGGAUCAGGUCAGGUUACUGUCAGGUUACUGUCAGGAUCAGGAUCAGGUUACUGUCAGGAUCAGGUUACUGUCAGGAUCAGGUCAGGUUACUGUCAGGAUCAGGUCAGGUUACUGUCAGGAUCAGGUCAGGUUACUGUCAGGAUCAGGGUCAGGUUACUGUCAGGAUCAGGUCAGGUUACUGUCAGGAUCAGGUCAGGUUACUGUCAGGAUCAGGGUCAGGUUACUGUCAGGAUCAGGUCAGGUUACUGUCAGGGUCAGGGUCAGGUUACUGUCAGGAUCAGGUCAGGUUACUGUCAGGAUCAGGUCAGGUUACUGUCAGGAUCAGGGUCAGGUUACUGUCAGGAUCAGGGUCAGGUUACUGUCAGGAUCAGGUCAGGUUACUGUCAGGAUCAGGUCAGGUUACUGUCAGGAUCAGGUCAGGUUACUGUCAGGGUCAGGUUACUGUCAGGGUCAGGUUACUGUCAGGAUCAGGUCAGGUUACUGUCAGGAUCAGGUCAGGUUACUGUCAGGAUCAGGUCAGGUUACUGUCAGGAUUAGGUCAGGUUACUGUCAGGAUCAGGUCAGGUUACUGUCAGGAUCAUAUCAGGUUACUGUCAGGAUCAGGUCAGGUUACUGUCAGGAUCAGGUCAGGUUACUGUCAGGAUCAGGUCAGGUUACUGUCAGGAUCAGGUCAGGUUACUGUCAGGAUCAGGUCAGGUUACUGUCAGGGUCAGGUUACUGUCAGGGUCAGGUUACUGUCAGGAUCAGGUCAGGUUACUGUCAGGAUCAGGUCAGGUUACUGUCAGGAUCAGGUCAGGUUACUGUCAGGAUCAGGUCAGGUUACUGUCAGGAUCAGGUCAGGUUACUGUCAGGGUCAGGUCAGGUUACUGUCAGGGUCAGGUCAGGUUACUGUCAGGGUCAGGUCAGGUUACUGUCAGGGUCAGGUCAGGUUACUGUCAGGAUCAGGUCAGGUUACUGUCAGGAUCAGGUCAGGUUACUGUCAGGAUCAUAUCAGGUUACUGUCAGGAUCAGGUCAGGUUACUGUCAGGUCAGGUUACUGUCAGGAUCAGGUCAGGUUACUGUCAGGAUCAUAUCAGGUUACUGUCAGGGUCAGGUCAGGUUACUGUCAGGGUCAGGUCAGGUUACUGUCAGGAUCAGGUCAGGUUACUGUCAGGAUCAGGUCAGGUUACUGUCAGGAUCAGGUCAGGUUACUGUCAGGGUCAGGUCAGGUUACUGUCAGGGUCAGGUUACUGUCAGGAUCAGGUCAGGUUACUGUCAGGAUCAUAUCAGGUUACUGUCAGGAUCAUAUCAGUGCAUAUGAAGGAAAGGAGGGAAGAAGUGGUACCAUUUUAUGUUUUAGAUAAACUGUAUCUCUUCUAGCCAGAACCAUUGAAUGUCAGAAUGGACCUUUCGUAGCAGGUUAGGACAACUUACACAACAGGUUAAGAGAAUUAGCGUAGCUGGUUAGGAUUAUUAGGUUAAGUUUAAGAAGAGGGUUAGGGUUAGCUAAAAUGCAAAGAAAUGACAUCAAUUUGACAAACUGUAUUCCAUCUAUCCAUGACCACAUACAACCUGUGAUUUGUAAGAGACUGAUGAUGACUAAUCGCCACUA